Molecule: messenger RNA, 618 nt
Organism: Talaromyces stipitatus ATCC 10500
Lineage: Eukaryota; Fungi; Ascomycota; Eurotiomycetes; Eurotiales; Trichocomaceae
Product: valacyclovir hydrolase, putative
Exons: 2
Coding region: 1-618 (205 amino acids)
Biological process (GO): proteolysis
Cellular component (GO): cytoplasm
Molecular function (GO): aminopeptidase activity
Source: RefSeq, a predicted model, not a curated record
AUGGAUUCAAAAGGAUAUACGCACGAUCCUCCCUUUGAUCGGGGUUACUUAUCCGUAGGCGCAAUCCACAAACUCCAUUACGCGCAAUACGGCAACAGAAAUGGGAAGCCAGUGAUAUUCCUCCACGGUGGCCCAGGAGGAAACACCUCCUUCGCCAACACCACCUACUUCAACCCAGACAUCUACCGCGUAAUCCUCUACGACCAACGCGGUGCCGGCAAAUCUCUACCCACUGCUUGUACUGAGGAAAACACAACCCACCAUCUGAUAGAAGAUAUUGAGGCUCUUCGUAAGCAUUUGGGUAUCUCGAAAUGGUUUAUGCUUUUUGGGGGCUCGUGGGGUGCUACUCUUGCGUUGUUGUAUGCGCAACGAUACCCGGAAAGAGUUGGCUCGAUGGUUCUUAGGGGGAUAUUCACUGCUAGACAGCCUGAAAUAAAUUGGACAAGGAUGCCAGAUAGUGGUGCGGCGAGGAUGUGGCCUGCUGAAUAUGAGAAGUUCUUGAAUUUCCUGCCUGAGGAAGAACGCAGAAAUCCACCGGAGAGUUAUUGCAAGUAUAUUCUGAAUAUCUCGACUGACGAAGAGACAAAAAGGAAGAGGUAUGAGGCUGCUUUGGAGUGA